This is a messenger RNA of Alosa sapidissima (American shad), 1955 nucleotides long. Its product is annotated as E3 ubiquitin-protein ligase TRIM39-like. Gene Ontology annotation, molecular function: zinc ion binding; ubiquitin-protein transferase activity; protein binding. The transcript is spliced from 6 exons. The record is from RefSeq and is a predicted model, not a curated record. The coding region runs from base 235 to 1578 and encodes 447 amino acids. Lineage: Eukaryota; Metazoa; Chordata; Actinopteri; Clupeiformes; Clupeidae. Gene Ontology annotation, biological process: protein ubiquitination.
CACAGAGCACCUGCAGGUCAUUUUCACAGGAGUGAUAGAGCUUUUUGUUUGGACAAAAGUCAUUUCAGAGUGAGAUGUAAACUCUUAUGGUUAACAGACGUGUUGGAGGUGGAUAAUCUACACCAGGAAAUGGUACACACAGGGGUCAUUUAGACUAAACCACAUUUUCAUUCUUCACCCUGUAAAAGUGAAAGUAAAAACUAACCAGACGAGUUAAGAUUUUCAUGGGAGAAAAUGGCUUCAAAGCUUGAAGAGGAGUUUUGCUGUCCUGUGUGCUGUGACAUCUUCAAGGUUCCCGUCUUUUUGCCCUGUGCUCACAGUGUGUGUAAAGCCUGUCUGCAGCAGUUCUGGGAGAAUAAAGGACACCGAGAAUGUCCCUACUGCAGGAGGAAGUGCUCUAGAGAACACUAUCCUCCUAACAUGGCGUUAAGGAACCUGUGUGAGGCUUACUUACAGGAGAGAAGUCAGAGAGCUUCAGCAGGGUCUGAGGUGCUCUGCAGUCUGCACAGUGAGAAACUCAAGCUCUUCUGUCUGGAGGAUCAACAGCCUGUGUGUGUGGUGUGUCAGGCUUCAAAGAAACACACCAACCACAAGUUCCAACCUGUAGAUGAGGCAAUAGCUGACCUUAAGGAGCUGCUGAGGAUUAAACUAGAAUCCUUACAGAAGAGGCUGAAGGUCUUUGAAGAAGCAAAACUCUCCUGUGAUGAAACAGCGAAACAUGUGAAGACUCAGGCCCAGCACACAGAGAUGCAGAUCAAGGAGGAGUUUGAGAAGCUUCACCAGUUUCUACGAGAUGAAGAGGCAGCCAGAAUAGCUGCACUGAGGGAGGAAGAGGAGCAGAAGAGUCAGAAGGAGAAGAUUGAGAAGAUGAGCAGAGAGAUCGCAUCUCUUUCAGACACAAUCAGAGCCAUAGAAGAUGAGAUGGGAGCUGAUGAUGUCACAUUCCUGCAGAAUUACAAGAGCACAGUGGAAAGAGCCCAGUGCACACUGCAGGAUCCAGAGAGGGUUUCAGGAGCUCUGAUCAAUGUGGCAAAGCACCUGGACAACCUGAAGGUCAAAGUCUGGAAGAAAAUGAUUGCUCCUGUGACUCUGGAUCCCAACACUGCACACCCAAAUCUCAUCCUGUCUGAGGAUCUGACCAGUGUGAGAUAUGUUAAAAAUAACCCACAGAGGUUUGAUAAGUAUGCCUGUGUCCUGGGCUCUGAGGGCUUUAAUUAUGGCACUCACUGCUGGGAUGUCGAGGUUGGAGAGAACACAAUGUGGUGUGUGGGUGUGAUGUCCGAGUCUCUCCAGAGGAAGGGAGAUUUUAUAUCCAAGAGAGGACGGUGGAUUUUGGAUUAUCUAGAUGGUACAUAUAGAGCAUGUGCUCCACCACUGCCCUACACUCCCUUCACAGUGCAGCAGAAACUCCAGAGGAUCAGAGUGCAGCUGGACUGGGACAGAGGAAAGGUGUCAUUUUCUGACCCUGAUACUAACACACACCUACACACUCUCACACACACUUUCACUGAAAGAGUAUUUCCAUACUUUUUUCCUGGCACCUCUUCGUUGAGGAUCUUACCAAUGAGUCCUCAGUAAAAGCAGCAGCACUGAUGGAGUUGAUAUGUCUCUGACUGGACUGGUGUGAUGAUGAGGGUGGAGGUCAGAUAGGCCUGGCUGAUGAAUGUUGUGGAUGUGUGUCAUGCUGAACAAUCUGAGGGGUAUUUCACAACUGUGAGAGGUGGGGACAGAGACACUAUUAACUGAAACACAUGGCUAUAUAAACAAAACAUCACAUGGUAUAAGUAAACAAAUGUCCACAGCAACAUUGUAAAAAGACAAUCACCCAUAGCCAUGAGAACAGUCUCAAUUGAACUCAACUAAUCACUCCAACUAACUAACUAACUGCCUCCUGAACUAAGUCAUCCACUAUAGAUUUAAUCUAACAAACCUGACAAAAUCAUAGCUAGUGGAGU